This is a messenger RNA of Beta vulgaris subsp. vulgaris (sugar beet), 1882 nucleotides long. RefSeq lists its product as uncharacterized. The transcript has 4 exons. Gene Ontology annotation, molecular function: transferase activity; folic acid binding. The record is from RefSeq and is a predicted model, not a curated record. Lineage: Eukaryota; Viridiplantae; Streptophyta; Magnoliopsida; Caryophyllales; Amaranthaceae. The coding region runs from base 345 to 1739 and encodes 464 amino acids.
CUCCAACAUUUCCGCAGAUCUCUCAACAUAUAUAAAGAGAGAAAAGUAGGAUAAUUUUAUUUAAAAAAAAAAGAAAAAAAAGAAGAAGAUUAAUCUGAAGAUUGAACCCUGACCCUUGGUUCACCGUUCUCUCUCCUCUGUCUCUCUGUUCACCGACUGCUUUUCCGACUGUUAUCGCACCAUUGUUGUGUCUAUUUAAUAUCUUGGUUUUUUUAUUUUGAUCCUCCUCAAGAAAUACGUUCGUCUGCUUCUCUCUACACAAUCUUCGACCUACAUUUCCUUGUACCUCUAGAACAAACAGGUACCCCCUGUCUCUCCUUCAUUAUUAUUCCCUCUCAAAUCCAAUGGAUAUAUUUGAAACCUGUCUUGAUCCUCAACGAAUCGGACCACCAAAGACCCAAAUUUCGAGCAACAACAACACUAUUGAUGAAGAUAUUUUCAGUUCUUCUAUAAACUUGGAAGAAUGCCACAUUAAAGAAGGUUACAAAGAUGGCUAUAAAGAUGGGCUUGUCUUGGGCAAGCAAGAGGGCUCUGAAGUGGGUUUAAAACACGGGUUUGAGUCUGGUGAAGAGCUUGGGUUUUACCGCGGUCUCAUUGAUGUUUGGAUCUCAGUGGUUCGAAUUGAACCCAGUUUCUUCUCUGCACGGAUCCAAAAGAGUAUACAUCAAAUUCAAGAGUUGCUUAAGAAGUAUCCAUAUAUGGAUCAUGAAGAUGAGAGCAAAGAUGACAUUUUGAAAGAGCUUAGGUUGAAGUUUAAGGCUAUUUGUGCUACUUUAGGAGUUAAAUUGGAAUACAAGGGGUACCCUAAAAUAAUGCUAAAAAUGACGCUUGCUUGUUGCAAGUUAUACAUAUCAGAAAGCCGCAACAAAGCUGCCCUUGAGUCUAUCGAAAGAGCUGCCAAGCUUUUCCAUGAAGCUAGACUUAUCAAUAAGUUUGAAGAUGAAACUUAUAAUAGAGUUGGUUAUACUCUUGUCUCUAAGCUACCUCCCAAGUUGCCUUCAGGUUUUUCCCCUCUAAAAGAUGCUCCAUUUGCAAUGGUUGAAUCUGCUUACAAAGCAAUUGACUUUAAUGUGCAUAGUGGAAGCCAUCCUCGUCUUGGAGUUGUUGAUCACAUAUGCCUUCACCCAUUGGCCAAUGCUACUUUGGAGCAAACAGCCAAUAUUGCAAGGUCCUUGGCCAGAGAUAUUGGCACCAAGCUUGAAGUUCCUAUCUUUCUAUAUGGAGCAGCACAUGAGAAAGGACGGACUCUUGAUUCAAUAAGAAGAGAGCUUGGCUACUUUAUGCCCAACACUCGAGGAAAUAUAUGGGCUGGGGGUCCGAAUUCAGAGAAUUUACCAAUUUGCCCCGAUGAAGGGCCAAGUCAAGUUGAUCCGUCUAAGGGCGUUAUAGUAAUAGGGAGUACAAGAUGGGUGGACAACUACAACGUCCCAAUCUUCUCAACUAAUAUUUCAGCUGUACGUAGAAUUGCUAAAGUCAUUGGUGAAAGAGGAGGUGGGCUUCCAUCAGUGCAAGCUAUGGCGCUUGCUCAUGGUGACGGGACCAUUGAGGUCGCUUGCAAUUUGCUGGAUCCGAGCAAGGUUGGAGGAGAUAAAGUUCAGGUUGAAGUUGAGCGCCUUGCACGGGAAGAAGGUAUGGUUGCUGGAAAGGGUUACUUCACUGAUUUAACACAAGAAGAAAUUAUUGAGACAUUUUUGGAUAAUGAAGAUUCAUCUGUUGACCAUUACUCUAAUGACUUGUGAGUAUAACAACCCCUACUAUUCGAUUGAAAUCAUAGAUUAGAGACAUAUUUGGUGUUGCUACUUAUGUUCUUUUGUUGUAUUAUACUCUUGAGAGAAACACCAUGCAAUUAUAAGCAACAUGUUGUAGCUAAUAGCUGUUGUUA